AUGAAAGUCCUGGGAAUGCUGUUGGGGUUGCUGAGCUUCCUGGGGGCUGCUCUGGGGGGCUCUUCUGCCCUCCGUUGGAAAAGCACUUUCUGCCACUUGGCCAGGUCCAUCCCUGGCAGCCCCUCGCGGUCCCUAAGCUUCCUGAGCAAGGAUGCUCAGGGACUGGCUCUGUUCCAUGCCCACUGGGAUGGGCUGGGGAGGCUGCAGUCAUGUAGCCGGCAGGAUGAGCCUGAGCUCACUGCAGCCUUCAGUGCCCUCUGUGCUGAUGAGAUCACCCAAGACUCCUUCAUCCACACUCCUGGACCUGAGCUGCAGAGAGCCUUGGCCAUCCUUCAGAGUCAGUGGGAGACCUGCCGACCGUCUGAUGGAAGUCCGGCAGGAGUGAGGGAGAAGCGAGCAGCAGGGCAAAGUGGAAUACCUGGCAUAGGGCACCAGCGGGGGAAGAGAGGCUGGACCAUGCCUGGCACACUGUGGUGUGGAGUCGGGGACUCUGCCGGGAACUCCACGGAGCUGGGGGUCUUCCAGGGCCCUGAUCUCUGCUGCCGAGAACAUGACCGCUGUCCACAGAACAUCUCACCUUUCCAGUACAACUAUGGCAUCCGAAACUACCGAUUCCACACCAUCUCUCACUGUGACUGUGAUGCCAGGUUCCAGCAAUGCCUGCAGAACCAGCAGGACUCCAUUUCAGAUAUUGUGGGCGUGGCGUUCUUCAAUGUGCUGGAGAUCCCCUGCUUUGUGCUGGAGGAGCAGGAAGCAUGUGUGGCGUGGUACUGGUGGGGCGGAUGUAGAACGUAUGGCUCCAUAUCCCUCGCCCGCCUCCAGCCUAAGACCCUCUACAAUGCUUCCUGGAGCUCCCCAGCCAUCCCCCUGACUCCUAGCCCCCAGAGCCCAGCCCCCAGCAAGCCACAACAGAAGCAGCACCCUUGGAAGUGGCCACCACAGCAAAAAGGACUCCAGCACCGCAGCAAAGACAAUGUCACAGCCCUCCAGGCCUCCAUGGCCUCCUCUAGGCCUGAUAUGGCCCCCACAGCCUGGCUGAAGAUCACCCAUACAGGCCUUCAGAGACCACAGGGUGCCCUAAAACCUCAGGUUGCCCGCCAGGCCUGCCGCAGCUUCCACCACUUGGACAAGUGUGAGCACCAGAUCGGGCCCCAGGAGACCAAGUUCCAGCUGCUCAAUAGUGCCCGAGAACCCCUCUUCCACUGCAAUUGCACGCGCCGACUAGCACGAUUCCUGAGGCUCCACAGCCCACCCACAGGUGCCAACAUGCUUUGGGAGCGGCUGGGCACCACCUGCUUCAAGCUGGCCCCUCCACUGGACUGUGCUGAGAGCAAAGACUGUUCCAAGGACCCUAAGGCCAUCAAGGUGUCAGCUCGGCACUUGCGACGACUGCAGCAGAGGAGACUCUGGGGUACAGGCACAGAUGAGGGGCAGGAAUGGCCUUUGGAGCACCCAGGGGCCCCCAUGUCAUUCUAUGACAGGUGCCUGCAACUGACUCAGGCAUCCUGAGGGCCCAAAGAGCAGCAGAAAUCCUGGAACCAGUAA
Molecule: messenger RNA, 1545 nt
Organism: Molossus molossus (Pallas's mastiff bat)
Lineage: Eukaryota; Metazoa; Chordata; Mammalia; Chiroptera; Molossidae
Gene: PLA2G3
Product: phospholipase A2 group III
Exons: 7
Biological process (GO): phospholipid metabolic process; arachidonate secretion
Molecular function (GO): A2-type glycerophospholipase activity
Source: RefSeq, a predicted model, not a curated record